AUGGCUUCUCCGACCAUGAUCAACUCGAAUCAAAUAGGCGAUGCCGCCCCGAGGCAGAACGGCACAGCCGAGCCGCUGAGCAGAGACGUUGUCAACGCGGAGCUCAAAAUGGCCGGCAAGAGAGGUCCCGAAACAGUCCCCCUCCGCGCAAAUGCGUCCACCAAGAGCAACGUGGUGCUGGUGCGCAGAAUCAAGAGAAAGAACGUCAGUCCCAUGGAGCAGUUCACCGGCUGGCUUGUCAACAAUCAGACGGGUCUGGCCUUCAACCUGAUUGCCCUGCUCUUCCUCGCCCAUUCGUUCUUCCCGUCCCUCCGAGCCCACACGACCAAGUUCUUCACCCUCUCCUACUUCAACCCCCAGACCGGGCGCUAUGGUGUCGGCUCCGAUGAUACCUACUUCAUCGUCUUCUUCGUCGUUCUCCUGACCGGCGUCCGAACUUUCACCAUCGACUACAUCCUGAGCCCGUUUGCCCGGCGCUGGAAUCUCAGCAAGAAGAAGGAGCUGGCCCGCUUUGGCGAGCAGGGAUGGCUCUUGAUCUACUGCGCCGUUUUCUGGAGCAUGGGAGUGUAUCUCUACUACAGCUCUCCGGCGUGGUUGAAUCUGAGGAACCUGUGGGCUCACUGGCCGAACCGGGAGAUGGACACCCUUAUGAAGUGGUACCAGCUGAUCCAGCUGGCGUUCUGGCUGCAGCAGAUCUUCGUCGUCAACAUCGAGCCCCGUAGAAAGGACCACUGGCAGAUGUUCAGCCACCACAUCCUCACCAUUACCCUCGUCUACUGCUCCAUCCGCUACCACCACACCCCUGUCGGUAACCUGAUCCUUAUUCUCAUGGACAUUGGCGACUUGACAUUGGCGAUUGCCAAGUGCUCCAAGUAUCUCGGUUACUCCAACUUCUGUGACUACAUGUUUGGUGUCUUCAUGGCCAGCUGGUUCGUCUGCCGACAGGUCAUCUUCCCCAUGGUCAUCUACUCGGUCUGGAAGCACACCGGAGAGGUCAUGCCCAUCGCCUGCUUCAGGGGCUCCCACUCGGAAAUGUCGGGGCCUAUGGACCCGCCCACCGACAACAACUGGUAUCUGCUCGAUCCCUUGGUCGACAGCGAGGGCCUCGUCUGCUUCAACUCGACGGUCAAGUGGAGCUUCCUGUCGGUGCUGCUGGUGCUCAACCUCAUCAUCCUAGUCUGGUUCACCAUGAUCGUGCGGGUCGCGGUCCGUGUCAUCAGCGGCACCGGUGCCGACGACGUCCGGAGCGACGACGAGGGCGAGAGCGAGGAAGAGGACGAGUUCGUUUACGAAGAGGCCCAGCCCCUCGAGGAGGAGGUCGGCGUGGAGGACAUUGACCUCAAGGGCUGGGAGCGGAGGUCUGGCGUUAAGAGGCAGGCGUCUUCGGCCACGGGUGUCAGUCUCCCCGGCCACAGCGAUCGCAAGGAGCUGCUGGGCCGCAUUGGCUGCGAAAAGCAGGUUGAUUAG
Molecule: messenger RNA, 1467 nt
Organism: Thyridium curvatum
Lineage: Eukaryota; Fungi; Ascomycota; Sordariomycetes; Thyridiales; Thyridiaceae
Exons: 4
Coding region: 1-1467 (488 amino acids)
Biological process (GO): ceramide biosynthetic process
Cellular component (GO): membrane
Molecular function (GO): sphingosine N-acyltransferase activity
Source: RefSeq, a predicted model, not a curated record